Molecule: messenger RNA, 245 nt
Organism: Notothenia coriiceps (black rockcod)
Lineage: Eukaryota; Metazoa; Chordata; Actinopteri; Perciformes; Nototheniidae
Product: ubiquitin domain-containing protein 1-like
Exons: 1
Source: RefSeq, a predicted model, not a curated record
GACGUAACGAGCCUCUGAAGAAAGACCGUCCCAAGUGGAAGAGCGACUACCCGAUGACGGAGGGCCAGCUGCGGAGCAAGAGGGACGAGUUCUGGGACACGGCGCCCGCCUUCGAGGGCCGAAAGGAGAUCUGGGACGCUCUGAAAGCUGCUACUGUGGCGCUGGAGUGCAACGACCACGACCUGGCCCAGGCUAUAGUGGACGGAGCCAGCAUCACUCUGCCACACGGUGAGCAGAGCCGCGAA